Camellia sinensis is the source of this 748-nucleotide messenger RNA. RefSeq lists its product as uncharacterized. NCBI's taxonomy places the organism in Eukaryota, Viridiplantae, Streptophyta, Magnoliopsida, Ericales, Theaceae. Gene Ontology annotation, molecular function: RNA binding. Gene Ontology annotation, cellular component: nucleus. The record is from RefSeq and is a predicted model, not a curated record.
UCCCCCAUUUUCCCGCACCACGCACCGAAGAAAAACAGAGAGAGAGAGAGAGAGAGAAAUCAAAGAUGGCAAUGGAGGUAGUUCCAGUGACAAGCCCUGACAUUCAUAAGAAGAACAGAAUUCAAGUCUCCAACACCAAGAAACCCCUCUUCUUCUAUGUCAAUCUCGCCAAGAGGUACAUACAGCAGCACAAUGAGGUUGAGCUUUCUGCUCUGGGCAUGGCAAUCACUACAGUUGUCACAAUUUCUGAGAUUCUGAAGAAUAAUGGUCUGGCUAUUGAAAAGAAAGUUUUGACAUCUACUGUUGGCAUGAAAGAUGAAUCCAAGGGCCGACUUGUUCAGAAGGCCAGGAUUGAGAUUUUGCUUGGGAAGACUGAAAAUUUCGACACUCUGAUGACCACUUCAACUCGGACACCAGAGACGGUUGCUAAAGAUAAUGAACAGGAUGAAAGCGAACACUAGCAUCAUAUUAUGUUCCAUUUUUUGUAGUUUUACAUUUCCAUCUUUUAUUACACUAGUUUAGAUAUAAGAGAGAGAGAUAUCAAGGUACUUAUCUAGUUAAGAUUGCUUCUGAUACGUGGUUGAUAAGAGAACAAAACAUGAAAUAUGUUGUUGUUAGCUUUUCUCUAGUUCAUUUUCCUUUCUUAAUUGUAAUUUUUCUUGCUGUUUUCUUUCAAACUUUCGUUUUUUCCCUGUUGUAAUGGCACAAUAUAUGACAGUGACAAUGACUGUAGAAGCAGGAAAUAAAU